Messenger RNA from Hemicordylus capensis (graceful crag lizard), 3541 nucleotides. RefSeq names its product UPF3A regulator of nonsense mediated mRNA decay (gene UPF3A). Gene Ontology annotation, molecular function: telomeric repeat DNA binding. The transcript is spliced from 10 exons. Lineage: Eukaryota; Metazoa; Chordata; Lepidosauria; Squamata; Cordylidae. Gene Ontology annotation, cellular component: nucleolus; cytoplasm. Gene Ontology annotation, biological process: positive regulation of translation; nuclear-transcribed mRNA catabolic process, nonsense-mediated decay. The record is from RefSeq and is a predicted model, not a curated record. The coding region runs from base 1 to 1437 and encodes 478 amino acids.
AUGGAGGCUUCACUUCAACGGGAAUCCCCGCGUCGUGUUUCAGAGGCGACCCCUCCGCCGUCCCCGGGGCCGCCUCUGCCGCCGCCUCCCCCUCCGCCGCCGCCGCCGCCUUCCAGUCUGGCGCUGCCAGGCAAACAGCAGCGCGAGGAGAAAAGAGCGGCGCUGAGUAAAGUAGUUAUACGUCGCCUGCCUCCUAGUUUUACCAAAGAGCAGCUGGAGGAACAGCUCCAUCCUCUUCCUGCUCAUGAUUAUUUUGAAUUUUGCACCUCUGAUCACAGUCUUUAUCCUCACCUCUACUCAAGAGCAUACAUUAAUUUUAGAAAUCCUGAUGACAUCCUUCUUUUUAGAGAUCGCUUUGAUGGCUAUGUCUUCAUUGACAAUAAAGGUUUAGAAUAUCCUGCUGUGGUUGAAUUUGCACCAUUUCAAAAGAUUUCAAAAAAGAAACUGAAGAAGAAAGAUGCAAAAGCUGGAAGCAUAGAAGAUGAUCCAGAAUAUAGGAAGUUUUUAGAAAGUUACUGUGCUGAAGAAGAAAAAAUUUGUGCCAACCCUGAGACAUUGUUGGGAGAGAUUGAGGCCAAAACAAGAGAGCUUAUUGCUAGAAGAACAACACCCCUUUUGGAAUACAUUAAAAAUAGAAAAUUAGAAAAACAGAGAAUACGAGAAGAGAAAAGGGAAGAACGAAGGAGGAGAGAAUCAGAAAAGAAACGUCUUAGAGAAGAUGAGAAACGGAAGCGGAGAGAGGAAGAAAGACGUAAAAGGAAAGAAGCUGAAAAGCAAAAGAAAAUUGCUGAAAAAGAAAUAAGGAUAAAGCUUCUUAAGAAACCUGAGAAAGGAGAUGAGCAAUCCACAGAAAAGCACAGAGAAAAAGAAAAAGCUGAAAUAGAAGAGAACAAGUGGGAGAAAUCACCAGGGCAUGGGAGCAUAAAAUCCAAGCCACUGGAAAGUUCACUAAAGGAACUUAAGGAAAAGUCACAAAAUGAUAGUGAUAAAGAGCAAAGAGAUUCAGAGAGAAGAUUUCGUGAAAAAGAACCUGAGAGACAAAGGUAUCGGUUGGAUGAUGGCCGAAAGCACAGAACUCAUUAUGAAUUUGACAAGUUUGUGAGAAGGAAUGAAGACGAGCUGAAAUGGGGGAAAGGAUGCAACCAAGAUCGAGGGAAGAAAGCGAACUACAACUACAGCUUCACUGUGGACACAGUAGACAAACUGGGUAAAGAGGACAAGUGUGAUGACAUGGCAUCCAAAAAGGAGCGCAUAAGAAAUAAGGAUCGGCCAGCCAUGCAGCUGUACCAGCCAGGAGUUCGCAUUCGAACACAUACGGUGUCUACAAGUAGGUCCUAUGAUUGUUCUGAAAAGUCUUCCGAAGAAAUGUACGACAGAAAAUAUGAGGCAGACAGUUCAACUGGAGGUGGUUCAGAGAAGAGUGAAGAUGCAGAAUGAAACAAAAUGGGCAGAAACACUGACAUUUAAAACUUCAUGUCCCCACAGAAUAUUAUGUUCUCAAAACUGGACCAGCAUUACCAACAAAAUAAUGGCUUUUCUGUUCUAGCAGUAAUUUUGGCCACAUGCAACAUUACAUAAAGUUAAUGAGAAUCCCUUCAUGAACAAAUGAAAAACCUUGUUAGACGUAGGAUCACAUCAGAGAUACAUUUAUUCUGUCUCUAGCUGUUGUGAGAGCUCUAUGUGUGGGAAGACAACUUCCAACUUUGCUAUGCAUAUAGAUGCAUAUUUGAUUGUGUAUUAUGAUAAUACUAUCCCCAAGUUUGCUUUUUUGGUGGUUUUCAUGUGAGUUAUCACUGAUAUGUUAUGCAGUCAAACAUGUGUCUUUAUGCUUGAAGGUGGGGAGUUCUCAUAUGAAUAGACCAUGCUUGGCUUGAGAUGUGAGUGCUCAUCUAUAAUAUGACCCUGUUGAAUAUUUGCUAUAUUUCAUGCAGAAUUUGGAAGAUUCUGAUAGCUUCCUGCAUAUUUAAAAUGUGUUUUGUAGAAAACAUUUCCAAACAUGUUUCACCUUUCCUGGCCUGUUAAACUGAGAGGAAUUUUCUAGAAGUGUGUAUUUCCAUCAGUUUGAACUGAGGCACUUUAACUGUAUUCUACACAUUACGUUAACUACACAGGUCUCAGUUCUGCAAGACCACGAGAGUAAGGCAUUAUACAGAGUAUAAUUGAAUGUUGCAUCAAUUGGGGAGCAAAAUAAACUAAAAUAAGUACCAUAGCCUUGGUCCUGCUAGGAGUAAGUAAUUUAGUCCUAAUUUAGCAAGUGCAUUAGUACAUAGUGCACUGUAAGCAAAUGACACCAUCUUUACAUUGAAAUGAUUCAUAUGGUUGUAAUUAAGAUAAUGUUGAGAUGAUUUAUUGCAGGGCAGAACUCAACUCAUUGCAGGAUCAUGCAUGGUUAAAUAUGGUAAAUAUUUGCAGGAUGAGGUUAAUAAUUUGUACAUUUAUGUCCAGUGUCUGCAGGCCUCCGUACCUCAUUACAUUUACAACGAUUUUCAGGGGCAAACUAGAUGUUACUGCAACAUGAUCCCAUACGCUAUGAUUCUGGGUCACCCUAACUGUCUAUAAAGUGGCCGGCGGGUGGAGUGGGGAUUAAAUCACCAGCAUAGCAUGUGAGUGUGCUGGAGAGAGCUGAAUUUUUCCCCUGCUUGUGCUUUUCCUCCAGAAAGUGCUUCCCUCCAGCUUUUUUUCCUCUUGAGUGGGAGUUACUUCCAGUUUCAGAAAACUGAGGGUUAAUUCCAGUCUUUUUUUCCCCUGUCAAGGGCAAAAAAUAGAUUGGGGGAGGCAGUUUAAGGGGGGAAAGUCUGGGCAAGGGAGGGAUUUAGUACUUCCACCCACCUAUGCCACACUUUAAAUCACACCCCUACACUUGUUUCACGGGAUUUCAAAGGCAGUCUAGUUCUAGUAUACAGGGCUGCUGUCAUCAAAGGUAGUUUGCUGUUCUGUUUGCUGGAAAGUCAGGUGAGUGUCUGUUCUUUUUCAGUUUCUGAACUUUGUUGCCUUUUAAUAGUUUUCAUGUGCUUAAACCAAAAGGGUGUGUGUGGACCCAUAAGCCUGAAUACUUACUGUUGUAUCUAACUUUCAUGAAAUGCCAUUUUAAAUGUUUUCCCCCACCUUUUUAAUAUGUGAUUUUAAUGACAAUAUUUUGUAUGUUAAUAUUUUGUAGAAUAUGUUUUUACGUAAGUCACAAAUGGAAAUAUGUAUGUUGAUAUAUAUAAAUAAGCUAUGGAACAGAAUGCAUUUGAGGGAACUAUGGCAAUUCCUUCCUUUCAUCGUGCUAGUUUAGAACAAGUUCUUUGAUUGUAUACGUUCUUGUUGCUAGUCUCUUCAGUGAGCACUCUACUUGCCUUCAGGGCAGAGCAGCACUCUGACAACACUGAGGUGGCUUUUUGUUUGUCUGAAACAAGAUCUUAUUUGACUACUUUUUUUACAUCAUGUCUUGAACCUUUUAUUACUAAUCAUACUAUCAACAUUUGAUUGUUCUAAUGUUGAAAGUCCAGGAGAUCAUCUUUCUUCACAACAAAGAAUAAACUGAGAUCGGAUCAUCUGA